GUGCGCCGUGGGCGCGCGGCCGCCACGGCCGCCGGGGCCCUCGUGGUGCUGGCGGGCGGCAGGCUGGGGCUGCAGAGGUGCCUGGCCGACUGGCGCUCGGUGGCGCGGGCCCAGCGGCUGCUGCGGCGGCAGGAGGAGCUGCAGCAGCGCCGCCAUCGCGCCGCCGCGGGCGCCGCCGGGGCAGGCGUGCUGCUGGCGCGCGCGUGCGCGCGGCUGACGCUGGCGCGGGCGCUCGCAGGCCUGAGGUUCGCGGUCGCCCUGGCUCGCCAGCAGCGCAGGGCCGGCAGCAUUCGCCAGGAGCUCGAGCAGGACUCCGCCGCGGCCAGGGCCGAGAGGCUCGAGGUAGUGCGCAGGGUCUCCAGGCUGAUGGUCCCGCUGGGCCGGGAGCCCCGCGACGCGGCCCUGCGGCGGCUCUUCGAGCUGUGGGCCAGCUCGCUCCGCCGCGCCUUCUGUGCCGCGCGCGUGGAGGCCCUCGAGUUGCGCUGUCAGGCCGAGGCUGCGGAGGCAGCGGCGCUGAGCCCGGGCGGCGGGGGCGCUGGGCUGGAGGAGGUGGGGGACCGGGCGGAGACUGGCCUCGUGGCCGCCAUCGCGGCCAACGCCAGUGCAGGGUACGAGGUCGGCGGCCACUCCGCCCUGUGGUCGCAGCUCACCGAGCUGCAGGGGCACAUGGUGGGCCUGCAACAGAGACUGGACGGUCGCGCAGGCUGA
Messenger RNA from Prorocentrum cordatum, 708 nucleotides. Lineage: Eukaryota; Dinophyceae; Prorocentrales; Prorocentraceae. The record is from the annotation of a GenBank genome assembly.